Anopheles nili is the source of this 1502-nucleotide messenger RNA. RefSeq lists its product as uncharacterized. The coding region runs from base 1 to 1146 and encodes 381 amino acids. The transcript is spliced from 3 exons. The record is from RefSeq and is a predicted model, not a curated record. NCBI's taxonomy places the organism in Eukaryota, Metazoa, Arthropoda, Insecta, Diptera, Culicidae.
AUGAUCAACCGACGAAAAGUGGUCAUCACGGCGCUAGUGCCCUUGUUCCUGUUGGUGGCGAUCGGCGUCGAGCUUUGCGCCGGACACGGCCGAUUAAUAGAGCCCCCAAGUCGAGCCUCAGCCUGGCGGUACGGCUUCUCGACACCACCGAACUACAACGAUCACGAGCUGUACUGUGGCGGGUUCAAUCGGCAGUGGCAGAAGAACGAGGGCAAGUGUGGCGAGUGUGGUGACCCCUUCGAUGCCCCAACGCCACGACCCCACGAGUUUGGUGGCAAAUGGGGUCAGGGAGUGAUUGUGCGGCGGUACAAACCCGGUACGACGAUAACGCUGCGAGUUGAGCUCACGGCAAGCCACAUGGGGUACUUUGAGUUCCGCAUCUGUGACAACGUGCAAGCGAAGCAGGACUGUCUGGAUAAGCACCUGAUGCGGAUUGUCAGUGGCACACCGAGCAUCCCGCAUCCAAAUGAUCUGAAGACGCGAUUCUACCCUCGAAACGGUAGUCGCAUCUACGAUAUGAAAGCGGAACUUCCGGAAGAUCUCAACUGCAGCAACUGCGUCGUGCAGUGGAAGUACGUGGCCGGCAACAACUGGGGUAUCUGUCCGGAUGGUAACGGUGCGGUUGGAUGCGGCCCACAGGAAGAGUUCCGUGCCUGCGCCGAUGUUUCGGUCAGCGUAAAGGACGGCCAGGACAAUCGUACGCCAUUGUGGCCGAACCAGAAACCGACACCCACACGUGCUCCAGGCGCAACCACGGAACCAUCCGCCGGCGAAGAACCGAUCGAGGAGCCACCGAAGGGCGUCAAGUACAUGGGCCCGCUGGUGGCGAUUAUGUCGCUUUUUCUGGUCCUAUGUGGAUUUGCUGCACUUUAUAUUUAUCACUAUCAUGGGGGGCGGAUAAAGGCGCUGAUACGGUGGAACCGCGAGAAGGCGCAGAAAAGUGGAGGUCCCUCGAACGAACCACCAAGUGCGGGACACAACGACCUGGAGGCGAACGCGCCCGUACCACCGCCCAGGACGAAGCGCAUCUCCAACCAGAUCCGCGACAUCGACGCGCAGGAAUCGAGUGUCCUCUCCGGCAGCACCAAGAUGCGGAAGUCACCGCUCGAAAUCAACGUACACCGGAAGCCGGCCGGUGUGGACUGAGCCCGUUUGGCGGUGUACUAAUGCAUGUUAUAUGUUUUUAUUUAUUUGCGCCACGCAGGGCGGACAGUUUUUUAAAACGUCGGGUUGCCUCUCGUGGGUUGUCACGUUGAGCUAGAGCUGGCGCGUGGAAAACAAAAUAGUGUAAUUGGAUAGAUAUUCCCUCUCACAGCUGCGACUUUCAUUCAGUAUAAGUAGAAACGCGUACGCACGAAACGGUUCCGCUUGUGCGCGUUUUGCCGCCAACUUGCAGCAUCUAAAACGAACGCUAACGGAUUUUGGCAGCUGUAAAUUGGCAGACGUUGCAAUCGGUUUCGCUAAAUGCACCACACGUAUGAGAAAUAUAAAGUGUAGCGUAG